Molecule: messenger RNA, 1855 nt
Organism: Trichosurus vulpecula (common brushtail)
Lineage: Eukaryota; Metazoa; Chordata; Mammalia; Diprotodontia; Phalangeridae
Product: arylsulfatase F-like
Exons: 11
Coding region: 95-1855 (586 amino acids)
Molecular function (GO): arylsulfatase activity
Source: RefSeq, a predicted model, not a curated record
CACACACAAACAUCUCUUGCUUUUUCUCCCAAAGGCAGUUAUUCCCUUUCCUGAAGAAGAAAAGAAAUAUAUGCAUACAUAAAAUUGGAGAUACAUGAUGGAGCACUGGCGCUCCUUGAUCAUUCUGUCCCUAUUUGGUCCAUUGUUGAAAAUGUGGGGAUCAAUGGCUGUACCUGAUUCCAGACCCAAUGUGCUACUGAUAAUGGCAGAUGAUCUAGGAAUUGGUGACUUGGGAUGCUUUGGCAAUGUUACACUUAGGACUCCUAAUAUUGACCGCCUCUGCAAAGAAGGUGUCAAACUCACUCAGCAUAUUUCUGCAGAAGCAAUGUGUAGCCCCAGCAGAGCAGCUUUCCUCACAGGCAGAUACCCAGUCCGAACAGGAAUGGUCUCUAGAAAUGUCAUUCGUGCCCGUAGUGUCUUCAACUCACUUGGAGUCAAUGGAGGGCUCCCUCGGAAUGAAACCACUUUUGCAGCCACCCUAAAGCAGCACGGUUAUAGCACAGCGCUGAUAGGUAAAUGGCAUCAAGGUUUGAAUUGUAAAUACCGAAGUGACCACUGCCAUCAUCCUAGCCACUAUGGCUUUGACUAUUUCUAUGGUGUGCCACACACUCUUGCUUCCAGUUGUUUGCCAGAUCCCACCCGUGAAACAGAAUUAGCCAUAGCAAGUAAACUUUGGUUUUGCAUGGAGCUAAUCAUCAUUGCUGUGAUUACACUGACCGUGGGAAAACUAACUCAUUUGGUCUCCGUACCCUGGUUGUUUAUUAUCUGCAUUAUUUUAUUCGGCUUCCUUGUGGCCUUUUCUUGGUUCUACAGUUUCCAAAAUUCUAUAUUUUGGAAUUGCAUUCUCAUGAGACAACAUGAAAUUACAGAGCAACCCAUGAAGGCAGAAAGAGCUGGCUUAAUUAUGAUGAAGGAGGCAGUUUCUUUUAUUGAAAGAAACAAAGAUAGACCUUUCCUCCUAUUUUAUAGUCUUUUACAUGUCCAUGUACCUCUUCCAACAACAAAUAAGUUUAUUGGAAGUAGCAAGCAUAGCUUUUAUGGAGACUUUGUAGAAGAGAUGGACUUUCUGGUAGGCAAAGUUCUCGAUGCCAUUGAUGAAAAUGGUUUGAGAAACAACACAAUUGUCUACUUCGCCUCAGACCAUGGAGGACAUCUGGAAGUCUUUAGAGGAAGGGUUCAUGUAGGGGGCUACAAUGGAAUAUAUAAAGGUGGAAAAGCAAUGGCAGGCUGGGAAGGUGGAAUCCGAGUCCCAGGGAUUGUUAGGUGGCCAGGAAUGUUGUCAGCUGGAAAAGUUAUUGGGGAACCUACAAGUUUGAUGGACGUUUACCCAACUUUAGCUUCAGUAGUAGGAGCAACUUUACCACAAGAUAGAGUGAUUGAUGGACGAGAUCUAAUGCCCUUAUUGAAAGGAGAAGUUCAAAAGUCAGAGCAUGAAUUCUUGUACCACUACUGUGGCCCAUUUUUACAUGCUGUACGGUGGCAGCCCAGGAACAGUGAUGCUGUUUGGAAAGUCCAUUAUGUGACUCCAGUUUUCCAACCCAAAGGAGCAAUAGGUUGUUUUGAUAUAUUAUUUUGCCCAUGUGUAGGAGAAAAUGUUACACAUCAUGAUCCACCUUUGUUGUUUGAACUCUCAAGCGAUCCCUCUGAAUCUAAGCCCCUUUCCCCAGACAAUGAACCUUUCUAUGAUGUAGUGAUUAAGACAGUAGAAAAAGCAGUGAAGAAGCAUCAAAAGACACUCACACCUGUUCCAGAGCAACUUACUUUGUAUAAUGAGGAUCAUGUGUGGCUGAGGCCAUGCUGUGGUGUUUUCCCAUUCUGUCUGUGUGAUAAGGAAGUUGGAAAUUUUACUAUGUAA